CGCCGUCUUUACUGUCGAUGCUCGAGGUUGGGCGUUAAGAAUACGAGCUCAGCAGCUCCACCAUAACUCCACCCGCAUCGAAAGUUCAUUUCUCUCAUCCUAGUUCCAACAUCUCCCCCUUCGCAUCUCGUUGAUCAACUUCCCCUGGGAGUACGGAGUCCGGCCCACGGAAGGGUCCUGCGAGGACAAUGAAAACCUGAGUGAUUCCCGUCCGAUGAUCACAAGAGCAAUAAUAAACAAUAUCACGCUGCACUCCUGACAGAGAUACCUAACUGUUGCACUGGGCCCCAUGACAGCCUUGAUUAUGAGGUGAACGAGUCUUCGCAGCUAUCCAUCCGCGACAGCAAAUCACAAUCUGCAUAUCCGCGGGACACCUUGGAUUUCCCUUGUGGUCUUGAAUCUUACUUAGGAGGUGUUCCGGUAGCUGAGUUUUCAACAGCUACACUGUCGACCGAACGGAUUCAAAUGUCGCACUCAGGAUCCCAGAUGUACGGCUCGCAGCCUCCUCCUCCUCCGCAGUCAUACUAUCCUACGGGCCCCCCGCCUUCAUAUCCCGAAUGGCAGCAGAGCAAGCCGGCAGAGCAUGGACAGUCGUGGAAUGCAUCACAGGUCUCAUCCCCACCGCCUACUCAAGUUCCCACGACGUCCCAGCCGGCCACAUCCUUCUAUAACCCAAAUAUGUACGGGCCUAUGCCCGGAUCCACACCGUCUCCAGCGCUUGAUCAUGUCUCGCAUUCUCAGCCGGCACCCAGCAUCCCUUCACCGAAUAUAGAUACGUCUACUUGGGGCGUACGGUACAAUCAGCACUAUGGCCACCAUCAUCAUCAAUCGAGUGCUGCGCAGGGCAGUCAAAUUCCACCUCCUCUACCGCCACGCCCAACAAGCAGCCUAGAUCAACCUCAAACACAGGCCCAUUUAGGACCACAGCCGUGGAAUACUGCGCAAAAUCAACACCCUUACUAUCCGCCCAAUCCCCCUACACAUUUCUCCGAACAGCAACAGCCGCCGCAGCCUGCGCCGCAAUUUUGGCAGCCGCACCCAUAUUCGGAUUCCAACUCCGGCGUCAGUCAGGCGGUGCCACCCAAGCCACCGCCGAUACCACCCGCGUACCAAGCGGAGGUCCAGCAGGCCCAGCAGGCCCAGCAAAACUGGCCAAACGCCCCAGUUUAUUCCUCUCAUCCGCCAACGCACAACUAUGAACCACCACAGCAGUCACAGCAUCCCCCGCCUCCAGCUCCAGCUCCGACUUCACAGCCGCAGCCGCUCAUCCCUACUAUCACUCAGAUGGGACCGACGGGCCUCAAUGGUUCAAACACUCUAAACGAUACACAUGCCCUGGGCAACGUACCUGAUCGACCUCCUAGUCUUCCACCAAAUGAGCCUUCUCUGCCGCCACCCAAUCAAUCAAUAGAGGACCCGAGCUUCACUUCUUCUCCGGCCCACGUACCUCCACCCACUCCCGCUCCUGUGUUGCCAGAAACCACCAAACCUACAAAUUCUACACCAGGCGCUUCCGCCCUGGGCUCAGGAGGGCCGUCUGACUGGGAGCAUUUUUCAUCCACCCAUGAGGAAGUAGAUGACACAGAAGCGUACACAUUCAAGACUCAAAAUCCACUUCAGGCAACAAAGACUUUUGAACUGGCUUCUGACGUACCUAUGUCUAACCGACCAGAAAGGUCGGAAUCGGAAUCGCAACCUCCGAUUUUAUCCCCUCCUCCAGAACACGAUCAAAUCCAACAGGGCCGGGUCUCUCCCGUUUCGUCCGUUGACGCCGGAACCCAACCCUCAGACCGUAGACAGAUUCAACAGGCUGAUCGUAUGAAUAGUGUAGACUCUUUCUCGAGUGCGGUAUCAGCUGAAGACAGCACGGGCCAGAUUGACAACGUCAUUCAGGAGUGGUCCCGGCCUGUGCCUAUCGAAGAUAAACAUCCAGUCCCAUCAGAAAAAGGUGUGGAGCCAGAUCUUCAGACGUCCGCCACUUCUGAGAAAGGAACCAGUCGCGCGGCGACUCCCGUGUCACAACUUCGGCCUUCCGUUUUGCAGUUGUCACCCAAAAACAGCCCUCCUAUAACGUCCAGAGUUGAUCAACCUAUUGUGCAGUCGAUCACAACUAUUGCUGAUCCGUACGCUGACCUUGACCCAUGGUACAAGUCGUCGUUAACGAGAUACGUUACUAUGCUUCGAAAAGAAAUGGCGACGGAAUCAGAUGAGGAGAAGUUCAAAAUUUUUACAGCAUUUAUGACCAAGGAGUCCAAGCUACGAGAAAUACUUUACAGCGUGGAGAUUGUGCCGGAUGCCAUUAAAACAAAGCCAACAAAUGAUGAAGUACCGAAACACGCCGACCAGCUCAAGGCGCCGACGAAACCGGAGCUGAAACAGCUUGAUACCGAGUUACCCAUACCCAUGGAACAAGAGGAUGACGUUAUUACCUACAGCCCAGGUGGUCGCCCCGUGCUCGCUUCGUCGCUGAGGCGAAAACAGGCAGAACUCAAGAACAGCACCGGUCUUCAGCGAUCCGCGUCAAACCCUACUCCCCCGGCGCAGAUUCGAAAUAGGGCUGAGAGCUUGAAUGAUACGAGCUACGUUGUUUCCCCUGUAACAUCUAGAAACCCACUAGGAGAGUUACCAAGAGCCACCUCGGUGCCCCCAGCUGGUGCAGCCACGAUCAUUCCCCAGGCAUCCACGCCAUAUACCCCAUUUCGGUACCAAGAAGGUCCUCAGAGAGGUUCAGAACCUUUGAGCUUUGAGCGUCCAGCGUACCAGGCGUAUUCUGCCUUAAGACAAGCAUCGGCAGAGAGCGGAAGGGUGAUGACGCAACCAAAUUCGCAGCUACGUCGUGAUUCAGAUGCGCCAGGCAUGCCUCGACCACUAAGAGCUGAACAUGAUGAAACAUUCUUGGGGCUCGUUCGGGAAAAGAGUGUUGCUUAUCGAGGCAAGCGACCAGAGUCGAGUUUGAGGAUCAGGGCGCCGACUGCAGAUCCAUUCAAAAAAGGCAUAGCUACGGCGAUCUUGGACGAUAUCCGAACUUUGGUGCCGGCAAUAAUACCGAAUCCAGCCGCUGAUGCACGGAUUGCAGCUGCUCGAGACGAAUUGGAAAAAUUCCCUGACGACUUCAAUUUCAUGGAGAAGAGCUUGGAAGCAUGGGAUCGUGGGGCAAGCUCAAGACAAGGCCAACUAGAUGGCCAACGCCGGGCACGACAAGAAGCGUCAGAACACCAUAUUGACAACCUUUUUAAUAACAAGGAGAUCGGAUACUCCGAUAUUAAUGUUCUAGAAACCGAGUUCAAGCAGACGGAGGCUCAAAAACAGCUCAACGAGGAGAGGAGAGAAUAUGAUAAAUUUGUGGAGAUCGUGUUCACCCGCGUGGAUGAGCGGCUUAGAGCUGAGAUCGCAACUCUUGAAGGCUAUUAUAAAGAGGCGCUCGACCUCCUUAACUCCGAAGCAGAUUCUGGGUCCACACCUAAGCUUGAAAAAUUCCACCUAUCAUGUGCGAUGAAAAAUGCGGUUGAUAUAUUUCAGAAAAUAGAAAUGCGUCACGAAAGGCUAGUAGAAGCUGCUCUUGAGCGCGAGAGAAGAAGGAAGAAGGCGGAGCGCCGCUUUUUCGUCUUCCUGGGCGAUUCGUCGGCCUUGAAGCAGAUGGAUAAAGAUUUCGAUGUCGCUGAUAAGAAGAUCCUUCUCGAAGCAGCGAAGGCCCGAGAUGACCGCGCAAAUCAGCUCAUGGACGUAUUCGAUGAGGCUAGCAUGCGUGGAAUUGGCGAAAACCAGAGUCUCCUCGACGACAUUUUCGCAAAGAUUGAGAAACUCGAUCCAAGUCUAGUUAGCGAUAUGAAUAGCUUGCCACAGCAGGCUGAAAAUAUUCUCACGCUGACUUCUGGAUUUGUCCGAUUCCUUGGUGGUGACUCGGAGUCUAUUCUCUCCAGCUUCGGAAUGGCAGACCGCCUCCUGAAUAACGCUGACUAUGAGCUAUCGGUGGCAGAAGCGAAGGUAGCCAACGCCAGUCCGGAUAUCUUCCGACGUCUCGAAGAAGAAAAGAAGAAAGAGGAUCUCAAAAUCGAAGAUGACCUGAAUGCAAGAAUGGCCGACGUUCGGAGCGGACACCAGGAGAUAUUGAAGAGCAUAGAUGAUGUGCUGCAGCACAUGCAGAAAGGCGAGCUAUCGUCUAGCAACAGCCAGGGGGGUAAUGGAGCCGACGGUGCCCCGGUAACGGAAGCGAUCCCGACGGCGGCUAUUGUUUCAUCCUCAAGCCCGCUGGUUGCUUCGGCCCCAACCGAGGAGGAGCAACAGCAGGAUCGGCUGCGGAAGGCGCUUGAAGAUGCGAAAAGGAGGAAUGCAGCAAGGCAGGCUCCCUAAUCUAACCGUUAUCUAACGGCAACCCCUGCUAUUCCUUUUAAUAUGUGUACACUUGGUUCCACCCCACAAUUCUUUUUUACCUUUUGAUCUUCAUUCCUGAUCUCCCUUUGCACUUCAUAUGUUUUGGAUACCCCUAUUUUUCUUUGGUCAGAUCCUUUUGCUGUGUUUAUGGGCACUCCUACUACAUCUCUUGUCGCAAUACCAUAGCUGUUUAGCUCAAAGAUGGGCAUUCUCUCAAUGAGUGAAAUUUCCAGUUUCUCUGCCUUCAGAACAUCCCCGGUGGCUGGAUGCAUAUACAUGUACUGCAGUUCCAGCUUUAGCCAUUUGCUUGCUCUGAUUGAUCUGUGUAGCGCUAGCUUCGAUCCCUACUUGAUUAGGUCCAAACGCAAAUAAGCUCUAUUAUCCU
Molecule: messenger RNA, 4756 nt
Organism: Coccidioides posadasii C735 delta SOWgp
Lineage: Eukaryota; Fungi; Ascomycota; Eurotiomycetes; Onygenales; Onygenaceae
Source: RefSeq, a predicted model, not a curated record